CUCGCUAUUUUUCUGCUGCCAUUCUCUCGAUUUUGUUUCUUUAUCCAAUCUUGAAGUCGUCUGCGAAUCGGAGGUUGGGCUGUUAACAGACGAAAAAGCUUGGUACUACGUGGUGAAUUUGUCCGGACUUUCUUCUGGUUAUACCCAAAAGGAGAAUUCUAUUCAUUGAUUUGCUGACAAGCAAUAUAGUUGUUUCAAGUAAGUGUGCUUUGGCAGUUUUUGGCUAACGACUCGAUAACAUCAUCAAAAUGGAUGUUGUCUCUCCUGUGGGUGCUUGCGUUUCUAAAGAAGAAUUCAAGUCUAGUGAGUUGAAGCAGCUGAAUUUCGAGUCACCAAGUUCUCUGUGUCAUGUCACAGAAGAUGUAUCUCUGAAUGAGCUUGUGAAUGGUUUCACAGGAUUUGUGAAAAUACAGGAUGAUCAUAAAUUAGUGUCACACUCUAUUUUGUCUCAACCAUUCAACAAGAUUGAGAACCCUAAUGCAGAGAAGGAAGAUAAAUACCAUGAUCCAAAUCGAAGUGAAUCAACCAUUGUAAUUUCUAAGAAAUGCUUAUCCAAGUGUGCAACAUUUCCAUGCUCUGGGAAGAAAACAUGCUUUGCUGUGUAUACAGGACAUGAUGGGCAUAAGGAAGACGAGAAGAGGGAAAGUGACAUGCGCACUGGAGUAGUGAAGCAAAAUGAUUAUGAAAUGGAUAAUCUUGCUUGUGCUCGAUCCAUAUCCUUGCCUACUCCUUUGAAGCUUGUGUCUGCCAUGAAAGGUAGUCGUGAGCGACAGGGGAUACAACCAAAGAAGCUGACUGUCUCAUGGGCUCCUGACGUGUAUGAUCCUCCUCCAUCAGCAUCAACAAGCUUGGGAUUUAAGAAAGUUCGCCCAAAUGGUAAGAAGAAUUAUGAUCAUAGGAAGAACGGGAAGAACAGGAAGAAGGGAAAAUCUUCUAGAGGAGGCAGCAGCAAGGACAAGAAGCAAGUCCGGCUAUAUGGUGGGAGCUCGAGCAAGUUCUACCCGUCACGGGAUGAUGUUGGCAGAGUGGAUGGCCGGAUCGAGCCUUGUGGGGGAUUGCAGCUCUUAGAUAUUGGUAGCCCGGACUCGUAUUGUGGUAGUAGCUUCCUCAAGAGAUCUGUCAAAGAGUUGCACUUCUCCAUGGCGGAGGCCACGUAAGCCCUUCUUCAGCUUUUCAUCCGUUUGACAGUGUUUACAAGUAAGUAUAAUGGGGCUUCCGGCUUUUUCUUGAUGAUGGUGGUGGUUGUGGUGAUUGGAAAGGAGACUGGACAAUGUCAUGUUCUGGAGUGGUGCUUGUUCGAUGAAACUAAACUAAAGAUGAUGUCAGUGUGGUCUGACCCAAAAUUCCUUGUGAUUCAGGUCAUGUAAAUUUAGAUGCUGCUUCUUGUUAUGUGAACAGUUUGGUUACUUUGGUUGCUAUGAGACUCAAUCCUCUUAUGGAUGUCUUCAGAGAGUGUAGAAAAAGAGAAAUUUCAUCUAUAUGACAGAAAUCAAUGCUUAUUUAGGCAGGAACCUCCAGCUCCAGGGUUAAGGGGGUGAAAUCUUAUAUGCGUCUUCUUCCCUCGCUU
Molecule: messenger RNA, 1567 nt
Organism: Diospyros lotus (date-plum)
Lineage: Eukaryota; Viridiplantae; Streptophyta; Magnoliopsida; Ericales; Ebenaceae
Exons: 3
Coding region: 249-1157 (302 amino acids)
Source: RefSeq, a predicted model, not a curated record